GUCGAUUUGCGGUUUGCUUUAAAUUUAAACAAAACGAGCAAUAAUAGCUGAGAAUGGCGGUUACCCUCCGCACUGAUGUAGGAGACAUGAAGAUUGAGCUCUUUUGUGAACAAUGCCCAAAAACUUGUGAGAAUUUCUUAGCCCUCUGUGCCAGUGGCUAUUACAAUGGAUGCUUGUUUCAUAGGAAUAUUAAAGGAUUUAUGGUGCAGACAGGUGACCCAACUGGAACAGGGAAAGGAGGACAAAGCAUCUGGGGCACUAAGUUUGAAGAUGAAUUUAGGGAUGAGUUAAAGCAUAAUACCAGAGGAAUUAUUUCAAUGGCAAAUAAUGGUCCAAACACAAAUGGGUCACAGUUUUUCAUUACCUAUGGCAAGCAGCCUCAUCUAGAUUUGAAGUAUACAAUUUUUGGCAGGGUGAUUGAUGGAUUAGACACAUUGGAUGAAUUAGAAAAAUUACUGGUUAAUCCAAAGACAUAUCGGCCACUACAUGACACUCGACUAAACAGUGUGAUUAUUCAUGCCAAUCCUCUAGCAAAAUGACUUUUUUUUUCCAUACAUUUUAUUGUAUAUAGUUUAUAUAAGCUGUUUCAACGUGGUUUGUGGACAUUUGUGUUUGUGAUUCUUCUAGAUAGAGUCAACAAUGGUGGAAUGAAAUGACCUAAAACAUUAAUUGAACUUUUGUAUAGUAAAGUACAGUCAACAUAGUUACUUGAUUUUUUAUUUCAUUGAAAAUACUCAUUUAACUUUACUGUGCCUUAUGAAAGAAUGUUCAUCUUGAAACACCACCAUGCUGAUCCAAAACUUUGUCUUAGAGCCUCAGUUUUUUUUUUUACUUGCUAUUGUAAUAACAUUUACCAUUAAGGAAAAGGUAAAAUAUUAAUUGAAAUCACCCAUUCUUGUUUCUUGACAUUACUUACUCGGUAGGAAUUAAUCAGUUAAUUCAUGAACACAAUGGGUGUGUAUUUUAUUGGACUAUAAUUUGUAUAAACAAUUACCCCCCUCCCUAAAAAAUCAAACUUUAGUGUACAUUUUUUACUUAAGUACUGUAAAACAAAUCAUUCCUUGACAUACAUACAUGAUACAUAGGUUUUAAAUCUGCUAUAAAAUUCAAAACUAGUUUUUCUACACAGAACACAAUAUUUUUGUCCAGUUUUUUAAAACUAACUAAAGUGCAUUUAAUAUUUUAUGGUAAAGAAUGUGUACAUUUAUCCAAAGUAGUUUAAAAAAAAACAGAUUGCUAAAACACUCAGUUGUGGUGAGAACUUAACAUAAAUGUUUAUUUUUGUUAUAUUUCCAAGUUGUUUUUUUUAAUACAGUUUGCUUAAGUUGUUAGCUUUGUACCGUAGUUAAUAAGUGAAAUUCAACACAAACGUAAAUAUUUGAAAAUACAAUUUUUUUUUUAAUUGCAAGAGAUGCAACUGAUAUCUUAGCUACAUGCCCUUUAUUGAGACUAGGCUUUAUUCUGUAAUUGAAAUUAUGUGUGGUUUUAAGUCACUUUUAGUAGUUUAUAAAGGACUUUAAGGUUGGGUUGUAAAAUUGACAUUUCAUCCCUUAACGUGAAUGAUAGGGUGUCUGUCUUCCUUCUGGUUAAUAAUGAAAAAUUAAGGACAGCGACAGAUAGCCUUUGUAGCUUUUCCAUACGUACAUGUUAUUUUGAAAAGAUGCUAAUGUUUUUUUUCGUCUCAAAACAAUGUAAAGGUCUUAACUUGUAGUAUAAUUUAUACGAUUCCUUUCUAUUUCAUCUGGUAUUUUAUGUAUUGUUAUAUUUGAAUUGUAAAGUAUUACUGAGUGUUUUUUUUAAUACAGCAUUCCGCAACAAACAUCAAUGUUUCUGAUUGGUCCACCAUUCAUUUCGUGGUCUCAAGUCAUCGUAUUUAUUGCUCUUAUUGACUAGGACUUUUGUUAAUAGGUGUAUGAAACUUCCUACACAUAAAUCCAAAAUAAACGAAAAUUUGGGACAGUUUUAAAGUAAUGCUCGAGAUAUUUUAUAUUUCCAAGACUGUAAAUUUUUUGUUGUACAAAGCCACAUCAUAUUUACAAAUGUAGCUGAAAUACAGACGUUAUGGAUGCAAACCUUUAGUAUUCAUGUGCGAUAUAAUGUCACAUUAAGACUGACAAUAAUUUAAAUCAUUUUUUUUAACCAUUACAAGUUUCCAGUGAGAAGACGUAUAAUGUCUUUUCAAAUAUACCGUGUAUGAGCUCAACAGGAUGAUUGCGGUUAUACCGCCAUCUGUAUCAGUAAUUCACAAAAAUUUUAGAAUGCAGAACGCGUUAGUCAGCGGAUCAUCACGUUUUGUAGAAAUAUGUGUAAUAUAUUAGCACAGUGAAACUAAUAAUAAUUUUAAUCACAUCAUCGUAUAUUAUAACCCAGCUAGCCUCGUGAACUCUAGUAUUGUGAGAAAGGCCUCGCCAACAGCCAGGGUGGAAUUCAAAUCAGUGGCUGCUCUUCAUAGGAAGAAAAGGAGGCCAUGCCUAACUUGAAGAUUUUGAAAAAAUAUUUUUUUUUAUACUAUUAGCUAUUUUAUUUGUUUGGGUAUAAAAUUUUUGAAAAACUACAAAUAUUUGUAGCAAAAUGCUCAGAAAUCUUCCAAAUGGCAUCUUGUGACAUGAGGCACAGAACAGUUGUAAUUCUCGGCUUUUUUUCUUUCUUUUUUGUCCUCUGUACAAAAUUUAUCUAUGCUUGCAACAGACACACCCAAGCCAUCUUACUGGGUUUAAAAAAGGACAUUUAAGCCAGCCACACAGCUAAAGGAGACGAUUAGAAUCUAGUUUUAAAAACAACCAAUGAAAAUCAUUUUAAGAAAAGUUUGUAACAAGAGCGCGGAAGCCUCACAAGUUCGUUGCCUAAAAACAUGUCACUCCGCACGUGGGGCUCUGUAUGCGUUAUAAGUGUAACGGAAAAUUUUACUAAUCGAUUAGAAGUGGUGAUGAUAGAGCUGUUGAAGAGUUACAUCUAAUCAAGACUUAUUAGUUCUAACUUAUGGACGGCUAACACAAGUAGCCCUUGUAUAGCUUUCCAUGAAUAUUUAAAACAAACCGAAUCGUCCAAUGCAUUAUCUGAAUACAAUAGGCAAAUUGUUUGGAAUUGAAUUUUUCCACAUGAACAUGACCUUACGCAUACGUGAACUAAGGGACCAGGUCAAAUACUUCUAUGGUUUAGAUACAGCCAAACCAAAUUUCAUAUUACUGAAAGCAUUAAACCAACAAUACAUUACGUUCCAAGGACUUUGUUAGAAUCUUUGAACCGAAUAAUGGGAUUGAUUGUCACUUUCAUAACUCACCUACUGUUCCAAGUAGAGCUAUAUCACGUCUCGAAUCUUCGAUCUUGUUAUCCGUACCCCAAGAUGCUAACCCUAGGCCAUGUCCAGCUGAAGUGGCACGAUAUUCAUGAAAGUAAUGUUUCAAGAAUAUAAUAAUAUUUCCGAGAAUGUGAAUUAUAUAUCAAUGAUUUAUUAAUUGUAUAUGCCUUAAACCAAGCAUUUAGAGAUUUAAUAACUAUGUAUAUUGAAGAAGAAUGUGAUCCUGGAUUUAAACAGAUUUCAAGAUUUUCGAAUCUUACCAAAUAGUAUUGAACUCGUACUUUCCUGGAAGUUUUGUUCAUCAAACUCGCUCAUCAGUAGAAACUACAACAGGAGCGAGAUUUGUAAGGUAAUAGAUUCACUAUGGCCGCCGAUAAGAAAUAUAAUUCCGAGAACCAGGCUUAUUUUAUAUUUUGGCUUUUUAAUUUUUAAGCCAAUUACUUCUUGAUAUACCGAAAGUGAAAAUUCGGGGCUUUUUCAGGACCAUGACUUAAAAACGUAAUUUCCAGUACUGAAUAUUUUUAAGUUUUCUUUUUCUUGUUAAUCGCAAAGUUUCAUAAUGAGCUAUAUCUCAGUGUUAUGAGUCCUCAAGCCUAACAACGAGGAUGCUUUGAAAUUUUGUAAUUAUUUAACGUCUAGAAAGGUAAAUGUUAAAAUAUUUUUUUGCUCAUUUUUCUGUAAGUAUAGCCAAAUAUUUUCAAUUAGAGUAAAAAUAUUAGUAAAAAAUAUAUAUAUUGAAAUGUAAAAUAAGCUGAAUAAA
Molecule: messenger RNA, 4058 nt
Organism: Limulus polyphemus (Atlantic horseshoe crab)
Lineage: Eukaryota; Metazoa; Arthropoda; Merostomata; Xiphosura; Limulidae
Product: peptidyl-prolyl cis-trans isomerase-like 3
Exons: 6
Coding region: 54-539 (161 amino acids)
Biological process (GO): protein folding; protein peptidyl-prolyl isomerization
Cellular component (GO): catalytic step 2 spliceosome
Molecular function (GO): peptidyl-prolyl cis-trans isomerase activity
Source: RefSeq, a predicted model, not a curated record